GUUAUGAGUGACGUAAUUUUGGUGACACUACUCUGUGUAAUAAUGAAGCUACUAAGUUUUUAUUGUUCUCUCUUUGGUGUUGCACUUUGUAGUCGGUCCCUGCGCAGUGCGCACGCCUCUCCCAAGCCAGCUGCUUAUAUUUCAGUUUUAUUUGUCCAGGUCUGAGGACGACUUGUUUUGUUGAAAACCAGGUUCUAGCUCGUUGGUUACCUUACGGUAGGAAAGAGGCGUCGUUUGUGUUUUAAUAACGUUUCGCUGAUAAGUUAUUGAUGACGGAAGUUUUGUGACUAUCAUUCCAAUUUACCGGACUUGAUGGGUUUAUGGUGUUAAAUGGAGCCGAUCCUCUUCACCUCGCAGUUACUCUAUAUCUUGACAACAGAUCACUUCUCCUCAGGAUUUUUUCAGAGCAAAAUCUAUACAUGAAGGACAGACCUACUCGGCGACAACCUACAAACAAUAUUGGACUUUAAACAAAACAUCAGCGACAAAAUGCCAAAAGAAUUUGCGGAUGAAUAUCAACCUUUGCUUAUUAAAGAAAUCAAAGAUAAAAAGCGACCCAAGUUUCCGAACAAAUCACUUCUGCUGGCUGUGUGUGCUGCGUGUAUAGGGGGAACAUUUCAGUGUGGAUAUAAUACAUCUAUCAUCAAUGCUCCCACAACGCAUGUGCAGAAUUUCAUCAACCAAACCUGGAGGGAGCGUUACCAAACUGACAUAUCAGCAGAUGUUCUCACCCUGCUUUGGUCCACUAUUGUGUCUAUAUUCACCAUAGGAGGACUUCUAGGAGUGACAGUCGGUGGGACAUUGUCUGUGAAGCUGGGGAGGAAAGGGACGCUGUUGGCCAAUAAUAUAUUUGCAUUAAUGGCUGCUCUGCUAAUGGGUCUAAGUUACCCUACAGGAUUAUUUGAAUUACUCAUCAUUGGACGUCUUCUCAUUGGAAUAUAUGCAGGCAUUGGACUUUGUGUUCAACCUCAGUAUUUGGGUGAAAUAGCUCCAACUGCAUUUCGUGGUGCCAUGGGAAUGGGAACUUCUAUUUUCAUCACUGUUGGGAUCUUGACUGGACAAGUGAUUGGCCUUAAAGAGCUCUUGGGCAAAGAAGAGCACUGGCCCAUCCUGCUCUCCACCACAUGUAUCCCAGCAUUCCUGCAGCUCCUGAUCCUGCCCUGGUUCCCAGAGAGCCCGCGCUACCUGCUCAUUGACAAAGGAGAUGAUGAGGGAUGUAAGAAAGCCCUGAAGCAACUUCACGGUAUAGCUGGCUGUGAUGGCGAAUGGGCGGAUAUCGAGAAGGAGAAAAAUUAUUUAGUGGAUUUCCAGGCCAAGAAACCCUGGGAGCUCUUGACUGAUCGUAGUGUCCGCAGGCAGCUUCUCACCGUCUUGCUGCUCAACGCUGCACAACAGCUGAACGGCAUCAAUGCUAUUUACUUCUACGCAGAGUACUUGUUCAAACAAUCUGGUAUCCCCGCUGAUAAAAUACCAUAUGUGACCGUUGGCACUGGUGCCUGUGAAUGCAUCACAGCUUUAACAUGUGGUAUGCUCAUUGACCGUCUGGGAAGGAAAGUGCUCAUUACGGGAGGAUACACACUGAUGAGUAUCUGCUGCAUUUUAUUCACGCUGACGCUCUCUUUCCAGGAUGCCAGCCCAGUAUUUCCAUACGUGAGCAUGGUGUGUGUAUUUGCUUUUAUCCUGAGUUUUGGCUUAGGGCCAGGUGGCGUGACAAACAUCUUGACCACUGAGCUAUUCACACAAACGGCACGCCCUGCAGCGUACGUAAUCGCAGGAUCAUUGAACUGGUUGAGCUUCUUCUUUAUCGGCCUGGUCUUCCCUUUUAUUGUGAUCGGGCUACAGCAGUACUGUUUCCUGGUGUUCCUGGCCAUCUGCUCCUUAAUGGCGAUAUACAUUUUCUUUUUUGUUCCUGAAACCAAGAACAAAACCUUCGUGGAAAUCCAGAAUGAGUUUCAGUCCAGAAAGGCCCGCAGUGCUGAUAGAGCAGGGACGACACUGUUAUCCACUUUUAGAUGAAAUGUUACUUUUAUGUCACAAAGAUUAAUAACUGCCAGGAGGAUUUAUAGUCCACACAUGCACAACAAAAUAGAUCACUAUGGAAAUACUGUAAAUUAUGGUACCUUGCUUAAACUUCAGGGAUGUAGGCCUACAGAGUAGUCAUAAUUACAUCUUUUCAGUUCACUUACAAAUAUAGCCUCAUACAUUAAAAAUGACCUUGAUGUGUAAUA
Sander lucioperca (pikeperch) is the source of this 2228-nucleotide messenger RNA. RefSeq names its product solute carrier family 2, facilitated glucose transporter member 11-like. Lineage: Eukaryota; Metazoa; Chordata; Actinopteri; Perciformes; Percidae. The coding region runs from base 490 to 2016 and encodes 508 amino acids. Gene Ontology annotation, cellular component: membrane. The transcript is spliced from 14 exons. Gene Ontology annotation, biological process: monosaccharide transmembrane transport. Gene Ontology annotation, molecular function: hexose transmembrane transporter activity. The record is from RefSeq and is a predicted model, not a curated record.